Purpureocillium lilacinum is the source of this 1827-nucleotide messenger RNA. RefSeq names its product siderochrome iron transporter 2. The record is from RefSeq and is a predicted model, not a curated record. Gene Ontology annotation, molecular function: transmembrane transporter activity. Gene Ontology annotation, cellular component: plasma membrane. Gene Ontology annotation, biological process: transmembrane transport. NCBI's taxonomy places the organism in Eukaryota, Fungi, Ascomycota, Sordariomycetes, Hypocreales, Ophiocordycipitaceae.
AUGCGUCUCCUCAACGUCAUUAGCAACCGCAAGAAUGCCCAGACCGCCGAUGCGGUCGCGGGCUUCCCCGAGCGCCAGCCCGGGGGCAAGGAUGAGGCCGGCGUCUUCGCCGACCAGGCGACGAGCGACUCGGACACACUGAGUCUCGAGGCGCGCAACGAAAAGGAGAUUGAGCUGCACCCAGACCAGGUCACUCGCGGUGCCGAGCUUGGUGUGCAGAAAGCCGAGGCCGCGGCGCUUGUCUGGAGCAGGAAGGCCGUCCUGGCUACCUACGCAUGGAUCUGGGUCUGCUUCUUCAUGCUGGCUCUGCAGCAGAGCAUCCUGGGAUAUGCAUCCUUUGCCGCGUACGCCGACUUCCAAACGGCGCCGGCCAUCACCACCGCGUCGAUCCUGUCCAACAUCAUCGGCGGCGUCCUCAAGCUGCCGAUUGCCAAGACCCUCAACAUCUGGGGCCGCGCCGAGGGGUACCUCGUUUUCCUCGGUGUCUAUCUCCUCGGCAUGAUUGUCCUCGCGUCUUGCAACGGACCGGAUGGCUAUGCCGCCGGUUAUGUCCUCUAUUGGAUUGGUUACGACGCGUUGUACAUGAUUCUCGACAUCUUCAUGGCCGACACGUCGGGCCUCCGUAACCGUGCAUUCGCCUUUGGGUUCGCUUCGACGCCCUUCAUCUGCACAGCUUUUACCGGCCCGCUCGCCGCGCAGUCGUUCCUCAAGCACAGCACCUGGCGCUGGGCCAUUGGCUCCUUCGCCAUAAUCCAGCCUUUUGUCUUUGUGCCCCUUGCCGUCGUCUUCAAGUUUUACCAGCGCAAGGCGGAGAAGAUGGGCAUCUUCAAGCGCGAAGACAGCGGCCGAACGACGGCACAGUUCAUCAAGCACUACAUUCACGAGUUUGACGUUGUCGGCGCGCUGCUCUUGAUGAUUGCUUUUGUCCUGUUCCUCCUUCCCUUCAGUCUCGUCAGCUACAACCGCGCCACCUAUGACAGCGCGACCUUCAUCGCCAUGGUCGUCAUCGGCUUCCUGCUGUUCUUCGUCUUCGUCGCCUGGGAGAAGUGGUUCGCGCGCACCCACUUCAUCCGAUGGGAGCUGCUGCGCCAGCGCACCGUCCUCGGCGCGUGCUUCAUGGCCGCCAUCUCCUUCUUCUCCUUUUACUCGUGGAACCUCAACUUCUACAGCUUCGUCACCGUCGUGUACAACCUCGACGUCUCCCUCGCUGGGUACAUGACGCAGAUCUACAACGUCGGCUCCUGCUUCUGGGGCGUCGUCUUCGGGCUGUGGGUCCGCUGGACCAAGCACUUCAAGUGGACGGUGCUGUGCCUUGGCCUGCCUCUCAUGAUCCUCGGCUCGGGCCUCAUGAUCAAGUUCCGCGGCCAGGAGGCGGACAUUGGAUACGUCGUCAUGUGCCAGAUCUUCAUUGCCUUUGGUGGCGGUACCCUCGUCAUUGGCAAUGACAUGGCUGUCAUGGCUUCCAGUGACCGUGAGGGUGUCGCCAUGAUGCUUUCGCUGCUCGGCCUCUUCUCCAGCAUCGGCGGCGCCGUUGGCGACGCCGUCUCCGCGGCCAUCUACGCGGGCACCUUCCCCGAGGCCCUCCGCGCCAAGCUUCCCGCCGAUGCUCAGGACAAGUGGUCUGCCAUCUACCUCGGCGGCUACCUCGAGCACCAAAAGUACGCCGUGGGCACGCCCAUCCGCGACGCCAUCAACUAUGCCUGGGGCAACAGCCAAAAGUUCGGCGCCAUCUCCGCGACGGCGGUCUUGACUCUGGGUAUUCCUGCCAUUGCCGUGUGGAAGAACUAUCGCGUGGACAAGAAGCAGAACAAGGGUACCAUGUUUUGA